AUGGCGAAGCUCCCGAGCAGCCAGGUGCGCCGGGUCGAUUCUGAUAGCUCGGAAGUCAGCUGGGGCCUAGACUACCUCCAGGAAGAGAAGAUUACGCCCCUCACUUGGAUCGAGACCCCCGUGAUCUCUUCCGAUGAGGACACCGGCGAGGUAAAGCUCUUUGUCAGACACAAUGCCAACACCAUCGAGCUAUUUUCCGAUCUCUUCUUCGUGGCGAACCUCGAGACGUUUACGCAGACGCAUAGCAUCACCAACCUGACCAGUCUCGCGGCUUAUCUCGGCUUCUUCAGUAUCAUCUGGUUUACGUGGUUCCAAAUCACGCUACACGAUGUCAGGUUCUCAAUUGACUCCGGCUACGAGCGGAUGUGCAAGAUUAUUCAGUUCUUGCUGUUCGUCGGGUUCGCUUUGGUUGGGUCAUCAUUUAGUCCCGGUACGAAGGAACAUAACAAUGCGAGCUUCCAACUCCUCUGCAACAUUCUCUUUGCUACGAGGCUGCUGCUGGUUGCCCAGUACUCUGUCGCAUUGCACUUCGUCCGCAAGAAGACCAAAAGCCUAACAUGGCCCCUCUCUUUGACCAUCACUCUCUUCAUCUUCUCCGGUGGAGCCCUCUACUCCAUGACCCCCGCGUUUUCUCCGGAGUCCGGUAAUGGCUUAGGUAUUUACUACGUCUGGUACAUCAUUCUAGCUAUCGAGGCAGCCAUUACUCUCGGCAUCUCUUCAAUAUGGAGGAACAUGGGCUUCAAGCAUACGCAUCUUACGGAGAGAAUGGGCUUAUUUACCCUCGUCAUUAUCGGUGAAGGUGCUAUUGGAGCUACCAAGACCGUCGGAAACCUGAUGGGUGACACCGGCCUUAGACUAGACGCUUGCCUUGUUGUCGGCUGCAUCGUCUUCAUCCUGAUGUUCUGUUGGAUGCUUUACUUCGACAACCCUCCCGAAUGCAAGUUCGGAACCGUACGUCAGCAGAUCUGGGCCGUGCUCCACUUCCCAUUCCAUCUCGGCAUGAUCGGUGUCGUUGAAGGCUCUCAGCAGAUUGCGCUUGCAUGGCAGGUUCUAAGCCAGUUUGGCAAUUUCUUCAACGACUUGCGCAAACACUGCGUCAACCUCAACGAGGAUGGAGUUGCACUGACCAAUGCAACAAUCACCUCAUUUCAGAGCCUGACUAUGCCGAACAGCCUCGAAGUUCGCGAUAUGAUUCCCUUUGUUUACCAGGAGAUCUACAACAUCGGCAACAUGACUGGGGUAUGCUCGGCCGCAAACACGACCAAUGGCGAUGACUUGUUCCUACCCCCGCCUUACAAAGCGCUCACCCAAAAGGUGAUCGGAACGCUGUUCGAGUCCUACAACGGGCUGAGCUCAAGUGGGGAGAGCGAUCCCGGCGAGAUUGCUCAGCCAGCGUUUACGACGGUGUACGUCUACUACUGGGCAUCGUUCCUGUUUGUGGUCGUCUUCUUUGCUAUCUUCAUCCUCAUCACUAGACACAAGGAUCGUCCUCUCAACAUCUUCGACAAGGCGGCUGUGGCGAGCCGAGGACUUGCCGCAGUACUCGCCGUCGGACUCGCAGCUGGAGCGGCAUCAGAAGAGUUCAUCUUCAAGUACCUCAAGAGUGCGGCGACACUCCCUACCGUUGCCUUGAUUUUCCUUGUAAUUCUCGCCAUCGAUAGAACGACCAAGCAUUUGAGUGCGAAGACCCUGAGGCGAAACUUGACAGGGUUGAGCGACUUUGAGAGUUUAUCUUCGGAACCUGCGAUUGAAUUGUCGCAAGGACGGGGCGUCUUGGUGGAUCAGAAGGUCGACACCAAGACAUAA
Colletotrichum gloeosporioides is the source of this 1806-nucleotide messenger RNA. RefSeq lists its product as uncharacterized. Lineage: Eukaryota; Fungi; Ascomycota; Sordariomycetes; Glomerellales; Glomerellaceae. The record is from RefSeq and is a predicted model, not a curated record. The transcript is spliced from 4 exons. Bases 1 to 1806 code for a protein of 601 amino acids.